Momordica charantia (bitter melon) is the source of this 1283-nucleotide messenger RNA. RefSeq names its product Acyl-CoA N-acyltransferases (NAT) superfamily protein. NCBI's taxonomy places the organism in Eukaryota, Viridiplantae, Streptophyta, Magnoliopsida, Cucurbitales, Cucurbitaceae. The record is from RefSeq and is a predicted model, not a curated record. Gene Ontology annotation, molecular function: acyltransferase activity, transferring groups other than amino-acyl groups. Gene Ontology annotation, cellular component: chloroplast.
AUUAAUUUGGCUAUAAUGAAUUGAAGUUGUUGAGCGGCCGGGUUUAGAAAGUAGGACAAAAUUUUGGUGGCGGAGGAUGGAAGAUGAACAAAUAAAUAAAACAAAAAUUUCUACUCUGUUUCGUCUGCUAGUCAACAUUCAAUCUAUCUGGUAAAUGCUCAUUAAGGAAGACGAAGAGGAUAAGAUGGCAGCAUAAUCUCAAAACGCAGCCAAAAGAGAGAUGUCGGUCCUCUCAUCUUCUCUCUGCACUUCGCGCCCUCAUUUCUCACAUCGUCCUUCUUCCUGUUCUUCGUCGUCAUCUUGCUCCAUUUCUUGGCUCUCAUUUUCAUCUUCCAACUCUUUCUCUUUCCUUAGAAUCCAAUUCUCUGUUCCUGCAACCUCUUGUUUUCUUGGUCGCCCGUCGAUCAGAGUCUCAAAUGUUUGCACCCACCAACAGACGAUCCCAGUCGACAAAUCUAAGUUGAGGGUCUCAGAAGGUACCUCCGAGGCUGAGCUCUGGGCUGCUGCUUGUCUCCGUGUUCGCACCUUCAAUAAGUUCCGCCCCAAUUCAUAUGGCAUCGAGGAUCAUAAGAAGUACUUGGCGGAGCAUGAAUAUGAAGCAAUUAAAGAACGUACUGCUGGAAAAAGGGUUGGUUUCAAAAGAGUAUCUUGCAUAAAUGCUACUCUUCCAUUAGCCGAAAUAUCAACCUUAGCUGAUGAUUUAUGUGCAACAUGUAAGUUUUCUGAUAAUGGGGAAGACCGAAUUGUGGUUGGGACACUUGACCUUAAUCAAUGUAUGAGGCUUCCAGACGAAAUAACAGGAAUGAAACCUGAGGGAAUUGGUGCUGAUUUCGCAAGGGCAUACCUGAGUAAUGUAUGUGUUGCCAAGGAACUGCACAGGAAUGGGUUGGGUUAUGCACUUGUUGCAAAGGCAAAGACAAUUGCAGAAGAUUGGGGCAUCAGUGACCUAUACGUUCAUGUAGCUUUCGACAACGAACCUGCGAAGAACCUCUACUUGAAGAGUGGCUUUGUCUAUGAAAGUGAUGAACCCGCUUGGCAAGCCAGGUUUCUAGAUCGACCGCGCAGGAUUCUUCUGUGGACUGCUCUAUCAGAACUUCUUCUCUGAUAUUGCACUCUACUUAGUUUCACUCUUAAUUUUACUGUGCAUUUUUUUCUCUCUUUCCGGUUCACAGAUCAUUUUGUUUCCCGUUUACUAAAGAAUCCAUUCAUUGUAAAAUUAUAUGAAUAUGUACUCCAUCUCCAUAAUUUUUUCAAAUACACCCUGCAAAACUCAGGGAUGAAAA